GUGCUGGGCAGUGUGGUGGUGGCCACCGUGACCCUCUCGUACAGCUGUCUGCUCGGCUUCGGCUCCAUCCUGCUCGGACAGCUGGAUGAGCCGGGCUCGACCGUGCUCGUCUCCGACCGGCAGCGGCCCUGGCUCAUGAGCGGUGCAUACGUCGGCUCGGUGAUCGGCUGUGUGCUAGCCACGUUCCUGGCCAAGACGUUCGGACCGAGCAGAAUCAUGUUCUGGCACACGGUGCCCAACGCCCUCGGUUGGGGCCUGCAGGCUCUGGUGCCUGGCUUCUGGCCGCUGCUGGCCGGCCGAUUCGUGUGCGGUCUGGCGUGCGGCGUGUGCGUCUCCAGCGCGCAGAUCUACAUCAGCGAGACCAGCAGCCCCCGCGUGCGCGGCGUGCUACUGAUCCUGCCCGAGACGUUCGCCACCACGGGCCUGCUGAUGUGCUACAUGCUGGGGCUGCUGCUGCGCUGGCAGCUGGUGGCCAUCAUCUGCGGCCUUGUGCCCAACCUGGUCAUCUUCCUCGGCUUCCUCAAGCUGCCCGAGUCACCCACCUGGCUGGUGUCCAAGCACCGGCUGGCGCCGGCGGCGCGCUCUCUGCUCUUCUUCCACGGCUCACGCUUUGAGGCGGACGCCCAGGUGCAGCAGAUUCUGGCCGGCCUGGAGCAGACCAAGAUGAGCGUGCGCCAGACGCUGGGUCUGAUGCGCCACGCAGACUACCUGCGGCCCGUUCUCAUUAUCGCCUUGCAGAUGACCAUCCUCAACUUCUCCGGCAUUAACGCCAUGUUCGGCUACGCCGUCGUUAUCUUCAAGCUGGCGCGCACUGGGAUCAACGCCUACCAAUGCGCUAUGGUGCUGGCGGCCGUGCGGCUGCUCUGCAACCUCUUCUCGACGUCGCUGAUCGACCGACUCGGGCGACGCGCAUUGAUCUCCAUCUCCGGUGCGUUCUGCACCAUCUCUCUGGCCGUCAUCGGCGCCUACUUCUUCGUGCGCCAGCAGGACGAGGAGCUGGUGCAAGACCUACACUGGCUACCGUUGGCCAGCAUGAUCGUCACCAUCUCCAGCUAUUCGGUCGGCAUCGGCCCAAUCAGCUGGGUCAUCUUCGGCGAGAUGCUGCCAUCGUCAGUGCGCGAACUGUACGGCAGCAUCAUCAUCAUCUUCUGGUCCGUCACACUCUUCACCAUCCUGCAGGUGUUUCCUGACCUGACGCGCCUACUGGGCAACCACGGCACGUUCUGGCUGUUCUCGGGUGUGUGCGCCCUGCAGGUGCUGUUCGCCUGCUUCGUCAUCCCCGAGACUCGCCUGCGCACCCUGGAGGACAUUCAGCACGAGCACUUCGUCGCCAAGAAGACUGAGGCGGAGCGAGGCGUGGCGAGAACUGCCGCACUGUGAGGCGGCGCAGCCAGAAAUGUCGUGCUGUCGACAAAAAGUGGCGCGCUGAGUGGCGACUGGCCGGCGCACUAGGUGCCAGUCCCGCGGUGAUACGCUCUGCGUCCGGUGAGGAGUGCCAGUAGCGGACGAUGUUCUCGGUUGCGCCUGGCGUGUGCUUCUCCCUCCGUCAGGCUGGCAUCCGUCUUGAACUGGCGCGUGUGAGUUUUUGGUGUUCUCGAAAACGACCUGACUGAGACAUGUCCUUGCGAUCGAACCUCUGCGCUGGUCUGUUCUGGUGGAAGCAUUCCCCGAAGCGAAUCAACAGUUACCCAUAUGCACCUAGCCGGCCCCACCCGUGAGCCGUCCGUACACCCACACGGCAUGCGCCGGUGAUGAGUGCUGUUCAACACGUAAGAUCACCGACGGAGAUGAGUGUCGCUCUGCGGUCUGAAAGCAGUGACUCAAACAUCACCGAGAGUCCUUCUUCAGCGCUGGCAGCAUUCACGUAAUAUUAUUGAUGAUUGCCACUUGGUUUUGUUUGAAAGCAUUUUCGUAACGAGGGACUUUGUGUCGUGGACAAACGUGAUUAUUGUGUAGGGCCAUUGCGUUGGCGCUCCAGUUUGCUGUGCAUGGGACGCACAUCCAACUAAUAUCAGCACAGACCCAGUUUGUGUGCCUGUGUGCUUUGGUCUGACGUGCUUCGAAUUCAAAUCGCAAAGCAAUGUGCUGUUGCAUUUCGUUGGCGGACCAGCUGUACGCUAGCUGGGAGACGUGUACAGUAGAGUAAUAAGACGUGUGGAUAUUUUGCGCACCAUUCGUUUAGUCUGGCUAUAUACGGCUCAUGAGACUCUUCGCAAACUGUUUUGAAAACGCUGCCAUUGAAGGGCCAUCUAGUCCUGGCUCUGUGUGGAGGGCGUGGUGAGAGCAGGCUGGCAUGCGGCCUUUGCUUGGCGCAUACAGCCGCUUAUUUGUGGGUGGUCGUCGCUGCCUGAUAUCGAUUCGUCAUAUCUCACGCGUUAUGAUGUUAUCGCACAGAAAGCUUAGCGAGAAUGUGUCGCACUGAUGUGAAUGUCAGGAAAGUGUGUGUUCCAGAUCCAACGGGGUUAGAGGGCGGUCCAUACUGACUUUCCACUGCACCAUCGUGCCUUUAUUGUCAUGAUCUUGUUGUGGUUUGUAAUAGAGACUCGUAAUAGAUCGUGAUCAGUAAUAGAGACUCGUAAUAUGUCGUGAUCAGUAAUAGACACUAGCUCACGUCAUGAAGCUGCUGUUCGCCAGAGAUUUUUUUGAAAAAUACAGAGAUUUCGCAAUUGCAUCGUUUCCUUACGCUGCAUUGUGGUUUC
Pollicipes pollicipes is the source of this 2699-nucleotide messenger RNA. RefSeq names its product facilitated trehalose transporter Tret1. Gene Ontology annotation, molecular function: transmembrane transporter activity. The record is from RefSeq and is a predicted model, not a curated record. Gene Ontology annotation, biological process: transmembrane transport. NCBI's taxonomy places the organism in Eukaryota, Metazoa, Arthropoda, Thecostraca, Pollicipedomorpha, Pollicipedidae. Gene Ontology annotation, cellular component: membrane.